GUUGGAUUCAUAGUGGAUUCAUACGCUUGAAAACUCGAUGUUAGCGGUCGUAUCUUUCCAUUCACUUAUAAUAUUUUAAAAGGGAGAAAUGCAAAGUGCUUCGGAUAUUAUAUCGUCAUUAUUGUGGUUCAAAGACGAUAAUUAUGUGGAUGAUGAAAAUGAUUCUCAAAUAAUAGAGCAGUUUGUGCAAAAUGUUGAAGAUUUUAGUUCACAGUACGGGAGCGAAAUCAGUGUUUCCUAUACUGCAUUCAAUCUUCGUGGACCACCUUCCAACUUUCCCGAUUAUGGGGACUAUCCCCAAGCAUUUGUAAUGAGAACUUAUGGAACAUGGUGGGAAGAGGCGCCCUCAGUACAAGAGGAUUAUAUGCCGCAAAAUACGAAUAGUAUUCCCAGCCAGGAUUACGUAGAAGUGUCAUUUGAGAGAUCAGUGUAUCCCCUUGAGGUAGCUGUUUUUGAGACAUACAAUCCAGGUGCUUUAGUAAGAAUUUGGGCUUAUGGACCCACAUCAUGGAUAUUACUAUGGGAAGGGGAGCCAGAGUAUGCAGGUGACACUCCUAGGAUAUUUAGUCCACCAAUACGGCAGAUUAAUUAUCCUACUAGAAUCUUACGGCUAGAAUUCAAUCACAGUUUGCUCCCCUACUACACAGAGCUUGAUGCUAUAUUAUUAAGAGGCAGAGAGCCACCCAGUGUAAUGAAAAUUAAAAAUAAUUUUGCAUACUCAACUCUAUUUUAUAAGAAGACUCAGCCAGAAAAAGGCAUGCUCUUGAACAAAGUAAUAGCAUCAAAUCUUCAUGAAAAUGUACUGCCACCAACUUUAAUUUCAAAUAGUGAAAAACUUAUAGACUCCGGACCACCCUUAGGAGACUUUCAACAACUGCCGGACGAAACGAUUCUAUCCGUGAUGAAGUAUUUGGAUAUGCAGUCGCUAUGCCGCUGCGCUCAGGUCAACAGACACUUCCGUAGAUUGGCAUCAGACGCUAUUCUCUACCGCAGUAUAGACCUCAGGCCUUAUUGGCACUGCGUCAGGUCACAGGUCCUGAUGACGCUGGCGAAGCGAUGCAAGUUCCUGCAGAAACUUGACCUCUCGUGGUGCGGAAGUCAUUGCAUGAUACAAUCGCAUUAUGUUGUGAAUUUCCUCAAAGACAGUGGAGCCGAAUUAACACACCUGCGUAUGAAUUGCUGUAAAUUCGUUGACAACUCUGUGCUAAGAGCCAUCGUUGACACGUCGGCUAAUUUGCAAGAAUUAUGCCUCCGUUCGGUGCUCGCUUGUUCCGACUGGGUGUGUCUCUCUGCUUUGACCAAAUUGAAAAGGCUCGACCUUUAUAGGACUCAUAUUACAACUACCGCUGCAGUUGCUAUCAUCAAAUCGAACCCGGGACUGCAACAUCUUAAUGUUGGAUCAUGCAAAAUGAUAUCCGGUAUGGACGAAGUGGCUAUAGCGCUGGGCACGAACUGUCCAGACCUAAUGUCCGUGGACUUCUGGAAGUCGUAUUCGUUGACUGCGGUGGGCAUACGAGCGUUGGGCAACUGUAGGAAAUUGCAGGAGUUGGAUGUUGGAUGGUGUCUGCAAGCGGGCGGUUCCGGUGAGUGGCUUGCAGCGCUAUCUGGCGGGGAACUACGCAAGCUGUUUCUAGGCGCUCUACGCGGUGUGUGUGACCGCGACCUGCGCGUGCUGCUGCCGCGCGCUACCAAGCUGGCGCAGCUCGACCUGCUCGGCGUGCGGGCUGUGUCGCCCGACAUAUGUGCCGAUAUAUUGGCUGAGUGCAGAGAGCUGCGGCUUCUCGAUGUCAGCUUCUGUGAUCAGAUUCAAGAAGCUCAGGUACUCGAAUGGCGUCGCCAAUACCCUCACGUUAGUAUUAAAAGGUCAUUCCAAUCGGCCAAUCUAAGUGCAGCUCCGAAUCCACUGUUCCUUGCGCCGAGCCUAGAAUAAUUUAAAUAUUGAAUUUUUUUUCUUUGCCAGAUUCUAUGUGGCAUUUUUAAUUUGUUUUGUUUUUUUAUUGAGAGAUGUAUUUUUUGUUGUAUUUAUGACUAAUUAAUUCUGGAAAGAAAACGCGCAAAGAGCAUUGUUAAAAAUGUUCAAUGCCAGUAUGUUAAUGUAUACAAUUUUGACAUUUGGAUAAACGUUUUAAAAUGCAUAUGCAUGCAUUAGUUACUAUAAAAUACUGGCAAAAGGACCAUUUUUUGGCCAUUAUAUAUUUUUGUUAGAUAUUUGGCUUCAGUAUCCAUAUAAUACCUUGGAUGAACGCAACAUCUCAUUUCUUAAACGAUAGUUCACAUAACAAGUAAUGAUAAACAUGGAGAAAGAGCAAAAGUUCUAAAACAAAAGCUUUAAUCUGUAGUAUUCGAAUACGUCAGAAUAAUAAGACUGAUUGAAAACAUUUCAAAAUUAAAGAGAAUCUCAUGAUCCUACAUACAAAAAAAAAACAUUAGAUUAUAUUUAAAAAUGUUUAGAAGCAAACCAAAACGUUAAGUAGGUAAAACUCUUGCUUUUUAUUUUAAAUUUAUUAUUAUUAAGCUAUUUCAUAGCUUCUACCGCGGGCCUUGAGCGCGUGGACCGAAUCGAGAAAUUCCGUAAC
Molecule: messenger RNA, 2576 nt
Organism: Colias croceus (clouded yellow)
Lineage: Eukaryota; Metazoa; Arthropoda; Insecta; Lepidoptera; Pieridae
Gene: Fbxl4
Product: F-box/LRR-repeat protein 4
Exons: 13
Coding region: 89-1930 (613 amino acids)
Biological process (GO): SCF-dependent proteasomal ubiquitin-dependent protein catabolic process
Cellular component (GO): SCF ubiquitin ligase complex
Molecular function (GO): protein binding
Source: RefSeq, a predicted model, not a curated record